AUGCUUGAUGUCAUUGCCACAGGUGCAACAGCAUCGACCUCAGCUGCUACACUCCGAGAGGAGAUUGAGAACAUCCACAAUGAAAGCCGCGCUCGCCCCGUCGUUCAAGCAGCACGGCCUACCGAGUUUGCGACGUUGUGGUAUCACCAGCUCAAUCCAACCUACCUCGUAGCCAAGUUCGCGCUUUCCAUUGCCGGAGGCUUGCUUAUUGGCUUCACGUUCUACAUGACCAGCGACUCGCUCCAUGGUAUCCAGAACAAGCUCUUUGCGAUCUUUUUAGCCUCGGUGCUUUGUGUUCCCUCUCGCAACAGCUUCAGGCAAUGUUCAUCAACAUUCGGACUGAUGUACAACUGGACCACUCUCAUUGUCAGCCAAUUUCUGGUCGAGCUCCCAUGGAACAUUAUGUGCUCGUCGCUCUUCUUUUUUUGCUGGUACUGGACUGUCAGGUUCCCCAACGAUCACGCGGGAUACACUACCUCAUAUAUGGCGGUCGCUUCCAUGGCUCCAACCGUUGUGAUCGCGUCACUUCUGUUCAGUGCGCUGUUCUCCAACGGUGUCUUACAACCAUACCGUGCUCUUGGUUGGUGGCAGUGGAUGCACCGCGUCCCCCCUUUCACUUACUUCAUGGAGGGUCUGCUUGGUCAAGCUAUUGGUGGCAAUGAGAUUAACUGCGCUCGGUAUGAGUUCGUCCUUGUCAUCCCUCCCAGUGGAUCCACUUGCUCCCAAUACUUGCAUCCAUUCAUGCAAUAUGCUGGCAGUUACCUCGCCGACCCCAGCGCCACGUCCACGUGUUUGUUCUGCCCUUACCGCACGACCGACAGCUAUGCUUCUCACCACUGGCGCGACUUGGGCAUCAUGCUUGGUAUCACUGUUUUCAACGUUUGUGCAAUUUUCACGCUCACGUACAUCUGCCGCAUCCGCAAGGGCAACCCUCUAGCCGGUCUGCAGCAGAAGCUUGCUAAUCUCCGGAAGUAA
Suillus fuscotomentosus is the source of this 975-nucleotide messenger RNA. RefSeq lists its product as uncharacterized. Gene Ontology annotation, molecular function: ABC-type transporter activity. The record is from RefSeq and is a predicted model, not a curated record. The transcript has 10 exons. The coding region runs from base 1 to 975 and encodes 324 amino acids. NCBI's taxonomy places the organism in Eukaryota, Fungi, Basidiomycota, Agaricomycetes, Boletales, Suillaceae. Gene Ontology annotation, cellular component: membrane.